GGUAACUUUAAUUGUUGGAUGAAAAGCUGCUACAUAAACCUCAACCAGAUCGCAUUGUGGAGCGAUGCAGAAGCAAUGUGCCAACAAGCAGGGGGACAUCUUCCAGUCAUCGAAAACGUAGACGAAAACGAAUAUAUUCGGCAUUACAUUUCACGAUGCAGUAUUGACAGGACAUCAUGGAUAGGGUACAGGUCAGCUGGCUAUGGUCAAGAUUGGUACUGGGUUGUUGACGAUUUGGCAGUUAAUUUUACAAUUUGGCAUUCAGGACAUCCGUAUCCUCGUGGAAGUAGCGCUUUAUGUGCAGUCGCAUCUGUUUACGGACACUGGAAGAGCGAGAAAUGUGCCUCCACGUAUUCCUCAGUCAUUUGUGAAAUACCAUCAAAAGAGACAGAUGCAAUUUUGUACAACUGGGUGACAUGGACUCCCUGCACAGUGAGUUGUGGUGGCGGUAUUCGCAGUAGGCAUCGUCAGUGCAGUCAGCCAGGCUUGUGUUCGGGAAACUUGAUUGAGAGUGACCUGUGCGGCGAUUUUCCAUGUCCUAACUCAUACACUAAGGGCCACAAUGUGAUGAUGAGCAGUACAUAUGAUGAAAAAUCUGGUGCAAUGAACGCUGUUGACGGUCACCCUUGGCCUAGAGCACGAGACAACAGUUGCAGUAUAACAAGGCGUAGUUUGGAGCCGUGGUGGAUGGUGGACCUUGGUUAUGCUUACGUUGUUGCAAAGAUAAUCAUUACAAAUAGGGCGGAUUGCUGUGGAGAGUACUUAAUCGGUGCUGUUGUCCGUGUUGGCAAUGUUUUAGAGAUACCGAAGAGGAACAGGAAAUGUGGACCGACAAUAAACCAGACGAUGGUGGCGCUUGAUUACCGUAUCGAUAUAGAAUGCCCUCCGGUGAUUGCAGGAAGAUACGUCAGCAUUCAGUUGGAGGAUUUAGAUGAAAUAAAGCUGCAAUUGUGCGAGGUCGAAGUGUUUACUACCGGGCUCCAGGUAUCACGUCUCAUUUGCCCGCUUCAUGCUGGUGCUUUUGCUGACCCCGGUUCCAAUGGAAUAGAAGUCACAUGGCCAGAACCACAACUGUAUGAUGUUACUGAAGAAAGUCUUGCUCUAAUCAAGUGUUCUUACACUUCUGGAACAAGGUUUCCAAUUGGAAAAACCGAAGUCACGUGUCAGGCUAAAGAUCCACGUUCCGAAUUAUCACACUUUUGUUCAUUUGUUGUAACAGUUACCGCAUGUGACGAUAAAUUAGAAGAGAGUUGCUACUACGCUGUAGAAGAUCUGUACGACCAGCCAAAUGCUGAGUACAGCUGCCAGGCCCUUGGUGGCGCUUUGGUUUCCAUCAAUUCUGCAGAAGAACACACAUUUGUAUUAGCUCUAGUUGAACAAAUCACAACAAACAAAGCACCCUGGAUCGGCUACACUGACCGAGAAGCUGAAGGAGUGUGGGUUUGGAGUGACGGAACGAUGGAAGACGGAUACUACGAUUGGGACACCGAUCAACCGGACAACCUAGGGAGCGAUGGUGAGGAUUGUGCAGUAAUAAAAGCAAACGGAAAAUUCAGAGAUCGACCAUGUACAACGGAGCAGCAUUCUGCUAUUUGCGAGUCACCCGCUCGUUACCCAGUGAUAUCUUGUCCAGACUUUAUUAACACAUUCGCGCGCAAGGGCGACUCUGAGACACAAGUGUCCUGGGGACUACCAACAGUGUUUGACUACAACGGAAGACUGUUCGAAGUUGAGUGUAAUCCAGAAAUAAAUUCUACAUUCAUUUUGGGUGAAACAACUGUCACGUGUGUUGCCAGGAGCUCAGAUGGUGCCUAUGUUUCUUGUAUGUUUCCAGUUACUGUCAUAGCUUGUAAGCAUCGUCUGGAAUUCAGCUGUUUUGUUAUUCUGUCGGAAAAGAAAACUUUUGCAGAAUCUCGAAAGGCUUGUUGGGAUAUUGGAACGGACCUUGCCAUUAUCAAAUCUCCAGAGGAGAAUGCAUUCGUUACGUCAGUAAUGAUUGAGGAACUUUCUGGCACCCCAUCAGCUUUUAUUGGCAUGAAUGAUAGGGAUGUAGAGGGACAGUGGAUGUGGAUUGAUGGAGACAGCGUAAAUUCCGCCACAACGUUCUGGAAAGAUGGGAAACCGGAUAACAAAGACAACCGAGACUGUGGAUUAUUGCUGAGUGAAGGGACUUGGAGCGAUAACUUCUGUACAAGAGCUCUUCCUGCAGUGUGCGAAGGAAUUGCUCGAUUCCCUAUAAUAACGUGUCCAUCCAGCGCUUCUGCUUUCGCAAGAGAGGGCACAUCGACUGCAGAAGUAUUCUGGGAUAACCCAGUUGUUAAUGAUACAAUCGGAAGAACAUUUGAUGUUGUCUGCCAACCGCAGAAGAAUUCGCAAUUCCCGUUGGGUAGUAGUAAUGUAACGUGUGUAGCAACAACUGAAGAUGGAACAACCCUAUCAUGUGGGUUUCCAGUUACUGUGACAGCAUGUAGUAAUAGACUAGAGUCAAACUGUUACGUCUUCUUGAAAGAGAAGAGAACAUACUCUGAAUCACGAGCGGUGUGUCAGGAGAUCGGAGCUGACCUUGUGGUGAUCGAGUCACUUCAUGAAAACAUUUAUAUUACUUCAAAAAUGGUUGUUGAAAUGCCGGAGGUAAGAUCAGCAUUCAUCGGAAUGGAUGACAAGGAAGUUGAGGGUGAUUGGGUCUGGAUCAAUGGAGAUCGAGUCGGCAACUUUUUCACAAAUUGGAAAAAUGGAGAACCGGACAAGCAAGACGACCACAACUGUGGGUUGCUUCAUAAUGACGGCCAAUGGAGUGACAACGUGUGCACAAAACGAUUGACAGCUAUAUGUGAAACAAGUACUAUGUAUGCUUUUAUGGAUUGUCCAAGUGACGUUGUAGUUCACAUAGAUCCUAGUGUAACGGGUGCUGCUGCAUCAUGGAAUUCACCACAAGUUACUGAUCCGUAUAAUCGCGAGUUGCAGGUUACAUGUGAACCGAGUUCUGGUUCAGAGUUCCUAGCUGGUGUGACAGUGGUCACGUGUACAGCAAUGUAUAACCAGAUUGAGCAAGCAACAUGUUCAUUUAACGUGGAAAUUGUUGUCUGCGAAACAGCUUUCGAAAGUAGUUGCUACUUCUUUCUGAGUUCUAAGAAAAACUUUCAAGAGUCACGCGACAUGUGCAGAGCAGAGAAUGCCGACUUAGUCUCUAUAGAAACGCAGGCUGAGAGAAAUCAUGUUUUGGUUCUUCAAAUUGAACUAUUACAUUUAUCUGCUUUAAUUGGUCUGAACGACAUCGAUGAAGAAAACUCUUGGAGAUGGAUUGCCGGUUCAAAAUUACAAGAUGGAUUUCAAGACUGGGCAGCAGGCGAGCCAGAUAAUGACUCUAAUGAAGACUGUGUCAUCAUGAAAACGAAUGGCCAAUGGAGAGAUAUAAGUUGUGAAGUAAAAACAAGAGCAAUAUGUGAACUAGGGAUUUCUCCAUUGCGGUUAAUAUGUCCAAAAGACAUCAACUUACAACUUAGUCCACGUGCGUCAAGAAACGAUGUCAUUGCCAGUUUACCACAGUUAAUUGAUCCACAACAACGAGAAGCAGUUACUAAAUGCACGUCCUCGCCAGAAAGUCCAUCAACAUUUGGUACCUUCAAUAUCACAUGUACUGUCGUUCUGAAAGAAAGUAUAAUAACGGCGUCGUGUUCUUACGUAAUUACAAUAGAAGCUGCUCCACCUCCGACUGUCACGUGUCCUCCAAAAGUUACUGUUUUCGCUAGGGAAGGUACAUCGUCUGCUGAUGUCUUUUGGGAAAAUCCAGUUGUAAAAGAUACUAUCGAAAGAACAUUUGAAGUAGUCUGCGAUCCUAAGAUGAAUUCACAAUUUCCAUUAGGUACUACUAAUGUCACGUGUGUAGCAACAGCUGACGAUGGAGUGACAAGCUCUUGUAGUUUUUUGGUUAUUGUGACAGCGUGUGAUAACAGGUUAAAUUCAAAUUGUUACGUCUUCAUGGAUGUCAAAAGGACUUUUUCUGAAUCAAGAACGGCAUGUCAGGAGAUCGGAUCUGACCUUGUGGUAAUUGAUUCAAUUGAGGAAAAUUAUUACAUUAGCUCGAAAAUGGCCGUUGAGUUACCUGGAGUGGGAGCAGCAUUCAUUGGAAUGAAUGACAUCAAUGUUGAGGGCGAUUGGGUGUGGGUAAACGGAGACCGUGUCGUUAACUCGUUUACGUAUUGGAAAGAUGGAGAACCAGACAACUUGAACAACCAAGACUGUGGAUUAAUAUUUAGCAAUGGCGAGUGGCGUGAUAAUAUAUGUUCAAAAAAACUUAAUUCCAUCUGCGAAGCAAGCACUAAACAUGCGUUCAUAGAUUGCCCAGCCGAAGUUGUAGUUUAUAUAGACCGACUUGUGUCGGGUGCUACUGCAACAUGGGAUACACCGGAUUUUACUGAUCCGAAUAAUCGCAAAAUGCAAGUAAUAUGUGAACCGAGUUCUGGUUCGGAGUUCUUAGCUGGUGUGACAUCUGUGACGUGUAAGGCAAUGUAUGAGCAAUCAGAGCAAGCCAGAUGCUCGUUCAGUGUGAACGUUAUUAUCUGCGACACAACUUUUGAGACGAGUUGCUAUGUGUUUAUAAGCUCUAAGCAAAUCUUCGAGGAUUCACGUAAUAUGUGCAUUAAAGAGAAUGCCAAGUUAGUCUCCAUAGAAACGCAGGCAGAGAGAGACUACCUUCUUGACCUUCAGAAUGAGCUAUUUCGUACAUCUGUAUUAAUCGGUCUAAACGACAUCGACGAGGAAACCACUUGGAGGUGGAUAGAUGGUUCGCUAUUACAAGAUGGAUUUAAAGACUGGGCAUCAGGCGAACCAAAUAAUUUAGAUCCUGGUGAAGACUGCGUCAUCAUGAAAACAAGUGGUCAGUGGAGAGAUGUAAGGUGUGACGCAAAGACGAGAGCAAUAUGUGAAAUGGAGAUUUACCCAUUGCGGUUGUUGUGUCCAAAUGACACCAUUUCCCCAAUAAGCCCAAGUGCAUCUGAAGGGAUUGUCAAUUACAGUGUUCCAAAACUGAUUGAUCCUGAUCAGCGUCAAGUACAUAUAACGUGUAACUUUCCGUCAGGAUCGGUGUUUAAACUUGGCACAACUGAAGUCACGUGUAUAGGAACACCAUACCAAAGUAUACUUACUGCAACCUGUUCGUUCUUUGUAACAGUAGAAGUUGCUGACCCUCCUACAAUGACGUGUCCUUUAAGAGCCGCAGCUUUCGCCAGAGAAGGGACAUCGUCUGCAGAAGUUUCUUGGGAAAGCCCAGAAAUAAAUGAUGUUAUUAGUAGAACAUUCGAUAUCGUUUGCAAUCAUGAGGUGUAUUCACAAUUCCCAUUGGGUGAGAGCGAUGUUUUGUGCGUAGCAACAGCAGAAGACGGAGUGUCGGCGUCUUGCAGUUUUCCAGUCACAGUGACAGCAUGUGAAAAUAGAUUAGACUCGAACUGUUACGUUUUCAUGAAAGUGGAGAGGGGAUUUCUUGAAUCAAGAGCAGCAUGUCAAGAGAUCGGAGCAGAUCUUGUGGUGAUCGAAUCUCUCAAAGAAAACUCGUACAUCACGACUAGAAUAGCCAUCGAGUUUCCGGAAAUUCCUUUGGUAUACAUCGGGAUGGAUGACAUAGAAUCUGAGGGAAAUUGGUUUUGGGUCAACGGAAAUCCUGUCGGCGACGAAUAUGAAAACUGGAAAGAUGGACAACCAGACAACGUAAAUAAUCAAGAUUGUGGGUUGAUCCAUGAUGACGGCCAAUGGAGUGACAACUGGUGCCACCGAGAAUUGUCGUCUAUCUGUGAGAAAAGUACUACAUACGCUUUUAUGGAAUGUUUAGGCGACGUUGUAGUUCAUAUAGAUCAAUGGGUGACCGGUGCUAUUGCAUCAUGGGACACACCGAAUGUUACUGAUCCAAAUAAUCGCGAAAUGCAAGUAAUUUGUUACCCAAGUUCUGGCUCCGAGUUCCUAAUUGGUUCGACGAAGGUAACGUGUAGAGCAUUGUACGAUGAAUCAGAGCAAGCUACAUGUUCGUUCGAUGUGAACGUCGUUGUUUGUGACACAGCGUUUAAAAGUAGUUGCUACAAGUUUAUCACAUCUAAGCAAAGUUUCGAAGACUCACGUGAUCUGUGUGUGGCACAGAAUGCCGACUUAGUCUCUAUAGAAACGCAGGCAGAAAGAGAUUACCUUCUUGUCCUACAGAAUGAGCUAUUUCGUACAUCUGCUUUAAUUGGUCUGAACGACAGAGAUGUAGAGAAUUCGUGGAAGUGGACUGAUGGUUCAACAUUACAACCAGAUGACUUCCAAGAUUGGGCAUCUGGUGAACCAAACAACUUAGACCCCGGUGAAGACUGCGUCAUCAUGAAAACCAGUGGACAAUGGAGAGAUGUAAGAUGCGAUGCAAUCACCAGAGUAAUAUGUGAGCUAGAAAUGUCCAAUUUGCAAUUAUUAUGUCCGGCUGAUAUCACGGUAAAAGUCAGCGAAAUGGCAUCUGGUAAGAUCGUGCAUUACGGUGCUCCACAAUUAAUAGAUGUCAAACAGCGGGAGGCGACAAUAGCAUGUAGUCCCUCAUCAGGAACUGCCUUUGAAAGUGGUGUCACAAAUGUUACAUGCAGAGCUGUCCCAGAUCAAAGUAAACUAACGGCGCAUUGCUCUUUCUCAGUGACGUUAGAGGUGGACAUUCCUGUAUUCAGGUGUCCUACAAGAGCCACUGCUUUCGCCAUGGAAGGAACCACGUCUGCUGAGAUGGUCUGGGACAGCCCUGUAGUAGAUGAUUUCAUUGGAAGAACAUUUGAUAUCGUCUGUGAUCGUGAAAUCCAUUCACAAUUCCCAUUGGGUAUUACCAAUGUCACGUGUGUGGCAACAGCUGAAGAUGGUGUUGCUCUUUCAUGUAUUUUUCCAGCUAUAGUAACAGCUUGUGAUAAUAGACUGCAGUCUAACUGUUACGUCUUUAUAAACGUGCAAAGAAAUUUUCCUGAAUCAAGAGCAGCAUGUCAGGAGAUCGGGGCUGACCUUUUAAUGAUCGACUCACUCCAAGAAAACUCGUUUAUCACGGCUAGAAUCGCUGAAGAAUUUCCAGACACAACAUUAAUAUUUUUGGGGAUAGCUGACGCUAAAGUUGAAGGGGAUUGGGUGUGGGUCAAUGGCGACCGUGUCGGAAACAGUUUUACAAAUUGGAAGGAUGGAGAACCAGCAAACUCAAAUGAUCAAAACUGCGGGGUAAUUACUGUCGAUGGUCAAUGGGGAGAUACUUACUGCAGUAGAAAACUUGUGUCGAUCUGUGAAUCAAAUACUACAUACGCCUCCAUGGAAUGUCCAGGUGACGUUGUAGUUCAUGUAGGUCAAUGGGUAACCGGUGCUGCUGCAUCAUGGGAAACACCGAAUGUUACUGAUCCGAAUGAUCGCGAAAUGCAAGUGAUUUGCGAACCAAGUGCUGGCUCGGAACUCCUAAUUGGUUUGACAACGGUCACGUGCAGAGCAAUCUACGACAUAUCAGAGCAAGCUACAUGUUCGUUCGAUGUGAACGUCGUCGUUUGCGACACAGCGUUUAAAACAAGUUGCUACAAGUUCAUUACAUCUAAGCAAGUUUUCAAAGACUCUCGUGAUAUGUGUGUGGCACAAAAUGCAGAAUUGGUCUCUAUAGAAACGCAGGCAGAAAGAGAUUACCUCCUGGCCCUACAAAAUGAUCUAUUUCGUACAUCUGCUUUAAUUGGUCUGAAUGACAUCGAUGUGGAGAACUCGUGGAAGUGGACUGAUGGUGCGACAUUACAACGAGAUGACUUCCAAGAUUGGGCAUCUGGUGAACCAAACAACUUAGACCCCGGUGAAGACUGUGUCAUCAUGAAAACCAGUGGACAAUGGAGAGAUGUAAGAUGUGAUGCAAUCACCAGAGCAAUAUGUGAGCUAGAGAUUCCCAAAUUGCGAUUGUCUUGUCCAGAUGACAUAAUUUUGCCGAUCAGCCAGAGUGCAUCAGGAGGUAUUGCCACCUACGAGGCCCCACAACUUAUUGAUCCCGAUAAUCAGAGACAGGCGACAAUAACAUGUAGCAGACAGUCAGGGACAGUAUUUCCACUUGGUACCACAGUUGUCAUGUGUAGCGGUGUCCCCGAACAAAGUAUACUAACAGCUUCUUGUUCCUUUUCUAUCACGUUAGAAGUUGCGCCAAUGCCUACAGUGACGUGUCCAUUAAGAGCCACUGCCUUUGCCAGGGAAGGCACCUCGACUGCAAACGUCGUUUGGGAAAGUCCGGUGGUAGAUGAUGUCAUUGGGAGAGCAUUUGAUGUUAUCUGCGAACCUAAGUCGGAUUCUAAAUUCCAGUUGGGUGACAGCAAUGUCACAUGUGUAGCAAGAGCUGGAGAUGGACUUGCUGUGUCUUGUAAUUUUUUAGUUACAGUGACAGCUUGCAAUAAUAGACUAGGUACAAACUGUUAUGUCUUCAUGAACGUGCAAAGGAAAUUUCUUAAAUCAAGAGACGCGUGUCAGGAGAUCGGAGCUGAUCUUCUUGUAAUCGAGUCACUUGAGGAAAACGUUUAUAUUACUUCAAAAAUGGCUGAGAUUCCAGAAGUAGGUCCAGCAUUUAUUGGAAUGGAUGACAUUGAAAUUGAAGGAGAAUGGGUCUGGGUCAACGGAGAUCGUGUUGGUGACUAUUUUACAAAUUGGAAAUCUGGAGAACCUGACAACAAAAACAACCAAGAUUGUGGAUUGAUUCUUAGUGAUGGCACAUGGAGUGACAACUAUUGUUCAAGAGAAUUGACAUCCAUUUGUGAAACAAGUACUACGUACGCGUUCAUGGAAUGUCCAAGUGAUAUUAUAGAGUAUACAAACCCUAAGGUAAACGGUGCAACUGCCUCGUGGGACAAACCAGAAGUAAUUGAUCCGAAUAACCGCGACAUGCAAGUGAUCUGUGAACCGAGUGCAGGUUCAGAGUUCCUAGCAGGUGUGACGUCUGUUAGGUGUAGAGCAAUGUAUAACCACUCCGAGCAAGCUGCAUGUUUAUUCAACGUAAAUAUUAUUGAUUGCGAAACCGCUUUCGAAAAGAGUUGUUACUUCCUCAUCAAUUCUAAACAAAAGUUUGAAGCGUCACGUGACCUCUGUUUGACGAAGAAUGCUGACCUGGUAUCUAUAGAAACACAAGCUGAGAGAGACCACAUCCUUGAUCUCCAGAUUGAAAUGCUAGGUACUUAUGUUUUAAUCGGUUUGAACGACAUCGAUGUGGAGAACUCGUGGAGAUGGAUUGAUGGUUCGCUCUUACAAAAUGAAUUUCAAGAUUGGGCAUCAGGUGAACCUAACAACUUAGAUCCUGGUGAAGACUGCGUUGCCAUGAAAACAACUGGUCAAUGGAGAGAUAUCAGCUGCGAUGCCAGGACCAAAGCUAUAUGUGAACUGGAGUUAUACCCUUUGUGGUUAACCUGUCCAAGUGACAUCGACUUGCACAUCAAACAAGGUACCUCAGGAAAGAGUAUUACUUACAGUGCACCAAUACUUAAUGAUCCUAAUCAUCGACAGGCAACAGUUGCUUGCAGUUCUCCGUCAGGAACAGUUUUCCCACUUGGUACCACUGUUGUCACCUGCAACGCAAUACUGAAACAAAGUAUACUAACGGCGUCUUGCUCCUUUCAAGUAAAGCUAAAAGUAUGUGAGGUUGGAUUCCUCGACAGUUGUUACAUAUACAUCCCAAAAAAGAGGACGUUUAACGUUCAUGUUUCCAUUUGUCAAGAGACUGGAGGGUCCUUGAUUGACAUCCGUAGUCAGGAAGAGAAUGAUUUUUUGUCAGCUAACUUUCAGAGUCUCAUGGGGAAAAACAAAGUGUAUGCUGGUCUACACUAUGGGUCAGACAGUGGCUGGAAAUGGGAAAAUGGACAAGGGAUGGAAGACUUCCAAAAUUGGGAUAGCUCACAACCAAGGAAAUACACCAAAGGCGAAUCUUGUCUUUCACUAAAACCCAAUGGAAAAUGGGUUGACCAGUACUGCACCACAAAGCUGCCGACUAUCUGUGAAAUAGAUAUUGGCGGUUAAAGUUCAAGUAGUUGCAUUCGUCACUUCACAAAUGUAUUAUUUAUUUAUAUUAACGAUGUACAGUAUCAUUUUAAAAACAAUGAUUGGAUGUCCUUUCUGUUAAUCAGGCACUUGUGUUUGUCUGUUUAUUAUCUAUAUUGUGCCGUUCAAGUCAUAAGUCGUCAAAACCUUAAUGCGUCGUCAUCAGAGUUUCGUAGGACGUAAAUUUAGGCCCCAUACGUUUUAUUUACUGACAAACAAUACGCACAGUUGCUGGUGGUGUAAUUAGCUCAACAGAAGAAAUACUAACAAAAUGUUAAGUAUUCAAUGACGUUUAUUAUAUUAUAUAUAAUCGACGUUACGCACUAAUAGAAAAAUAGAUUACCAAGUCCAACCUGAUGGUUCCAGCAAUGAAAUCAAUAAAGAAUUCCCUGGGAUAUAAACAUGAGCAUUUACAUGUUACUGGAUUGAUUACAAAUGGUAAUGAAGUUGAAUAUUGAAAUAAAGUUAAUUAUAUUAAUGAUUGUUUGUAAACAAUUGUUAAUAAUAAACAUUUUAUUUUAUUUUUUGUUCAUUAGGGAGGCUUUGCAACCUUACGAAAACCAUAACGAAAAUGGCUACGUCGUAUAGGCUAUACGUCACAUUUUCGUUCUCGUUAUCGCAGAUUAUAAAAAUCCCGUUUCACACACACUGAACAAAUACGAAUGAUAUUAUAUCUCGAAAGUAAAUGCCAAUAAAUAUAUUUAUUAAGUCGUCGGAAGUUAUUACUUUGCAUUUAAGUGUGUUAUAUGCCUAGUGUGAAUAUAUUAUAUAAUUCUUUUGUGUAUGCAGUCGUUUACGGUUAGUUAUAUACUGCAUACAACACAGAAAUAGUUAGGUUAGCGACGCUUGAUGUGGCUAGUCUCUAGGCCUAGGCCCUACUGCUACUAGUAGGCCUAUAGGGCUGUCUAGCCUAGAUUGAUAGCCAUAGGCAUACUAAUAAUACGAUAGCACGUACACUUUGUUUUUGAAAUUGACAAUCGACACCAAAACAUUUCCUAUUUCCUUUAUUAUAUUUUAUGUACAGUACAGUAACUUGAAUUGGCUUUGCCUAUCUAUCUCGUCCGUACCAAGCCGAAUAAUAUGUAGCACCAUUUUAAAUGAUAAAAUUCAAUUGAAGCAACGAGCCAAUUGCCUUGAAAAUUAUAACAAUUUAUGUAACAAAGUUGCUAGACGCUCUCACGAAUGUUGUGAGUCAUGUUGAACUUUUUUGUCAACAGCAUACAGUAGGCUACAAUUUCUCAUAUUUUAAUGUAAAUACAGUUAAUAAUGCAUUCAAUUCAAUUCAGCUUUUAUUCAUCAGUAACCCUAUUCAUGGGCUUUUCUCGGUUUGAAAUCGAACCGUAAGUUGGUAAAUAUUUUCAAAAUAUUUGUUUUUUACUUCCGAGUUUUGUAGCUGAUCGUCGUGAAAAACCCCUGAAAACUCAAUGCUCUGCGACAAAAAUAAUUGGGGAUAAGCUUAGAAGUUAGAAGUUAAAAAAAAAUGUUGACGUAGUCGUUUUCGUUAUCGUUUUCGUAAGGUUGCGAAACCUCCCUAUUAUGCCGGGAAAGCAAAUUUCAUGAAUUUUUAUUCAUUAAGGUACUGUAUAUGACCAAUCAAAUAAACUUGAACUUGAACUAAAAUAAUAGAGACGCUUCAAACAAUUAUUAUUAAAAAAAAUAUUAGAAUUUUACUGAAUAGCUUGGUCAAUUAUUAUAUAUCACCGUAUGGAGAAGGAUGUUUAAAAUGGAUUUUAUGGCUAAGCUAAUACCACCACAAAAUCAACAUCACGUAGUAUACGAAUGUAAUAUUGAACGUCAAGAUAGUGUAUAUCAUUAUGCUGUUACGGUGAAUAUCAAGGGUGUUAAUGAUUACUAACAUGCUGGUAAUAAUUACCAUUAGGCUACAAGUGAAUACAAGUAGAAAUUAAGUACGAAACUGAAAGAAUAAA
This is a messenger RNA of Anneissia japonica, 11948 nucleotides long. RefSeq lists its product as uncharacterized. The transcript is spliced from 49 exons. NCBI's taxonomy places the organism in Eukaryota, Metazoa, Echinodermata, Crinoidea, Comatulida, Comatulidae. Bases 19 to 9999 code for a protein of 3326 amino acids. The record is from RefSeq and is a predicted model, not a curated record.